Protomyces lactucae-debilis is the source of this 1764-nucleotide messenger RNA. Its product is annotated as U3 small nucleolar ribonucleoprotein complex, subunit Mpp10. The record is from RefSeq and is a predicted model, not a curated record. The transcript is spliced from 2 exons. Gene Ontology annotation, biological process: rRNA processing. The coding region runs from base 1 to 1764 and encodes 587 amino acids. NCBI's taxonomy places the organism in Eukaryota, Fungi, Ascomycota, Taphrinomycetes, Taphrinales, Protomycetaceae. Gene Ontology annotation, cellular component: sno(s)RNA-containing ribonucleoprotein complex; nucleus; Mpp10 complex.
AUGGUCGCAGCACACACGGCUUCCGAAGAGUUCCUUAUCUCCACGAUCCAAGACUCACCAGAGGCCUUCCUCCACCCAACAGACACACUCUACAAAGCUGCGCUCGUCCUCUCCAAGCGCUUCGUGGACCCACUUGCGAAGCAGCACAGCGUCUUUGAUGAAGUACAUAUCCAAGACUUGCAUGUAGAUCAAAUAUGGCAACAAAUCAAGGCCAUUUCGGAAUCGGUCGUGGAUCAAGUCCUGGACGCUGAUUUGCCUGGUUCAGAGGAGGCUCAAGCGAGUCAGGAGGACGAGUCUGAUUUAGACAUUGAUGAGGAGGAUGGGCUUGAAUUAGGGUCAGAGAUGGAGAUGGAAGAAGACCUAGAGUCUGGCGACGAGAUGAAUGAAGACGCUGAGGAGCUAGGCGAAUCUCAAGACGAGAUCGAGGAAGCAGAAGAUGAUGAAGGAGCGCAAGAAGCGCAGCAAGAUGUGUUUGGUCUCAAUGACCAAUUCUUCGAUAUCGACGACUUCAACAGGCAAACGGAAGUCAUGGAUGCCAAUUACGAGGCUGCUCAAUCAGAAGAUGAUAUUGACUACAAUGCUGACCCCGACGAAGCAUCUGAUAUGGAAGACCUGGAGCAAGAAGCAGACAUGGCUGACAACGCUAAUGAGAUUCGCUAUGAAGACUUUUUUGCGCCGCCCAAGCGCGUCUAUGGGGCAUCUACUGGAAGGAAAAAGCGCGUACGCAAAGAUCGUGAUGAGGAGGCAAAUGAGGCUGAACCGGCAGAGUCGACCAUGGCACGCAUGCAAAAGGAUCUGUUUGCAGACGACGACGCAGCCAUGGCAGAGCAAGAAAAGGAGACCGAUCAAGGUCAACGCUUGUCUGCCUAUGCCAAACGCCAGUUGAAGCUCAAAAAGGAAAUUGAGCAGCUUGAGAUGGAGAAUGUCGGUAAGAAGGAUUGGACGCUUAUGGGUGAGACUUCAGCAAAAGCGCGACCAAAAGAUGCAUUGCUCGAAGAAACGAUGGACUUUGAGCGAACGAGCAAGCCUGUUCCUGUCAUUACUGAAGAAGUGACGGCCAGUUUGGAAGACAUGAUCAAGGCGAGGAUCGUUGCACGCCAAUUUGACACAGUCAUUCGCAAGAUUCCGGAAUCAGCACACAAAUUCGCGAAAAACACGUUCGAAUUGGAUGACAGCAAGCCGCAGCAAUCUCUCGCUGAGGUGUACGAGCAAGAGAUUCAAAAGAGAGCAGAUCCAACUGGUUUCAAGUCUGCAAAGGAUAUCAAGCUCGAGAAGCAGCAAGCUGAAAUUGAAGAGCUCUUCAAAGAUGUCUGCUACAACCUCGACGCCCUCUCUUCUUGGCACUACACGCCAAAGCCUGUGACGGAAUCUCUACAAAUCGUUACAAACGCACCCGCAAUUGAAAUGGAAGAUGCCCAGCCCCUGACACUCUCCUCGCGUGCACGUCUCGCGCCACAAGAACAAUACGGCGUUUCAGCCGAAAAGGGUGAAGUUGUCGGCAAGGCUGGUUUGCCCAUGUCAAAAGCUGAGAUGACUUCAGAAGAACGACAACGACAUCGUCGUCGUCAACGCGCCACUGCGAAGAAGUCUGGUGCGCAAAAGCAAGGCCAAGAGAAGGUCUCGAAGCGGACAGCGGAGAAGCAGAGUGUUUUGGAAACACUCAAGCAAGGUGAUGUCAAGGUCAUCAGCGGUGGCAAAGCGCGCAGCAUACAGACUGGAAAGCAAGGCAAGUCUGCGAGAAAUCUGGCCACAAUCAAGCUAUAG